Molecule: messenger RNA, 1785 nt
Organism: Acanthopagrus latus (yellowfin seabream)
Lineage: Eukaryota; Metazoa; Chordata; Actinopteri; Spariformes; Sparidae
Gene: trmt5
Product: tRNA methyltransferase 5
Exons: 5
Coding region: 135-1595 (486 amino acids)
Biological process (GO): mitochondrial tRNA methylation; tRNA N1-guanine methylation
Cellular component (GO): mitochondrial matrix; cytoplasm
Source: RefSeq, a predicted model, not a curated record
UUGUUGUUGUUGGUCACCCAGGUCAUGUGACUUUAUUUCCGGUCGCGUUUAAGACGUUAGAAGGGAGACUACCCAAUCGGAGAUCGAAUCUCUGCUCGGCUGACCAAUCACCAGUCGGCUCGGGUCGCCUACCGAUGACGUGGAUCAAGCGUGCAGGCGACCGAAGGAUGUUGAGGCUCCUCUCCAGGGUCUUUCCGCCUCUACAAACACAAGGAAAAGCUGUCGCUGUGUACCGGAGGCUCUGCUCUGCCGCCACACUGCCAGUCUCAGCCUGUUCUGGCUCUGCUGUGAAGUUCAUAAUGGAGCCUAAACUGUACCGACCACCUCCAGAGGUUCGGGGUAUGACCUCUCUGGACAAAGAAGCCUUCACACAGACCAUUACAGUACCAGCUCUACGGGUACCCACUGGGGUCUUGAACAAGGUGGUCAAGAGCCUGAAAAAGUCGGCCAUUCAGUGCCCAGGGAUCCCCCGGGUGGUACAAGACAAAGAGGAGAGCAGUGACUUCCGUUUGGUGCUGUUGGACCCCCACAAAGUGUCCUCAGCAGCCUCCUUCAGUGAGGCCGAAGCCGAGGCUCUGAGGUCAUUCAGUGUCCCCGAGGAGCUGCAGCACUACGAGCUGCAGCUCACCUACCACAACCUGAAGACCGAGGAGGUGCUGGAGGCUGUGCUCCCUCAGGGUCAGGACGUGACCUCGUCCUUCAGCCGAGUGGGACACAUCGCACACAUGAACCUGAGGGACCACCAGCUCCCAUACAAGAGCCUCAUAGGUCAAGUCAUCAUGGACAAAAACCCUGGUGUUACCUGUGUGGUCAACAAGACAAACAUGAUUGACUCGACUUACCGCAACUUCAAGAUGGAGGUGCUUGCUGGAGAGGAGAACAUGGUCGCGAAAGUGAAAGAAAAUGGGGUGAACUACGAGUUUGAUUUCUCUCGUGUGUACUGGAACCCUCGGCUGAGCACAGAACACCAGCGUGUGGUGCAACUCAUUAAACCUGGUGAGACUGUGUUCGAUGUGUUUGCUGGCGUCGGACCCUUCGCCAUCCCAGCCGCUCGCUCAGGCGCCAAGGUUUUGGCCAACGAUCUCAACCCUGAGUCCUACCGAUGGCUGCAGCACAAUUGCAAACUGAACAAAGUGGAGAAGAAAGUCAGGAGUUUUAACCUAGAUGGGCGAGUGUUCAUCCAGGGACCUGUGAAGCAGGAGCUGCUUGCGCUGCUGAAGGGAACCGCUGGCGUUCAUGUAGUGAUGAACCUGCCUGCUUUGGCACUGGAAUUCCUGGAUGCAUUCAGGGGCCUGCUGCACCAGGAGCCUCCCUGUGAUGAGAACCUACCCAUAGUGCACUGUUACUGCUUCUCUAAAGAUGACAACCCUGAGACCGAUGUGGUGAAGAGGGCUUCUGACAGCAUUGGAUUCCCUCUGGAGAACCAGUGUUCUGUGCAUUUUGUGCGAAAUGUAGCGCCAAACAAGGAUAUGUUUUGUGUGAGAUUCACAGUCCCUAAAGAGGUCCUCUUCAGCAAGGAUCAUGACCAGACAGAGCCAUCAGAAGAACCAGCUCCAAAGAGACCGAAGUGUGAAGAAGCUACAGAUUCGACAUAGUCAUCAUAUCGUUUCAUCACUGUAAGAAAUGCAAGGAAACAUUUGAGUUGAGAAUAUAUUUUUAGUUGAUUUUUUUUUUUUUUUAAAUAAACUGCAUUUUACUGAUGCUUUUAUCACAGAUGUUGUUGCAUCUUCAUGUAAGAAAUCCUUACCCAGCUUUACGUCAAUAAAUGACUUUCUUUUGUUCAAA